Messenger RNA from Schizophyllum commune H4-8, 1643 nucleotides. RefSeq lists its product as uncharacterized. The transcript is spliced from 12 exons. The record is from RefSeq and is a predicted model, not a curated record. NCBI's taxonomy places the organism in Eukaryota, Fungi, Basidiomycota, Agaricomycetes, Agaricales, Schizophyllaceae. Gene Ontology annotation, biological process: proteolysis. Gene Ontology annotation, molecular function: metallodipeptidase activity. The coding region runs from base 85 to 1410 and encodes 441 amino acids.
GCCCGACGUUCCCUCGCUCGUUCACCCUUUUCUCCUUGCGCUAUCUACACACAACCUCGGCGCCCUUCCCCCCUUCCUCGCACCAUGAGUGCCCGUGUCGCCAGCAGCGAGACCUCCCCCCUCCUCAACCUCCCCAACGGGCAUGAACCAGCGAAGCGCCCCUCGAAGGCGCGCGCGAUCAUCUGGUCGCUCGUCACCAUCGUCUUCGCGGCCGCGGUCGUGCUGAUGACGGCGGCGAACGCGGGGAGCGAUAGCCUGCGCGUGUGGCUGGGGAUGAUGCCGUACGACGCGGAUCUGGCGGCGGAUGUGAUACUGAAGACUGCGCCGGUUAUUGACGGACACAUUGACCUCCCAUGGCUUGUGCGCAUGAUCUUCAAGAACGACCCGGCGAAGUUCGACCUCGAGAAGGACAUGCCCUACCACGUUGACAUUGAGCGCCUGAGGAAGGGCAAGGUCGGCGGUUUCUUCUGGUCAGUCUACACCCCCUGCCCCGACCCCGAAGAGGAGGGCCCGGACUAUGUGAAUGCGACCUUGAGCGUCAGGGACACUAUGGAGCAAAUUGACCUCUCCAAGGUCCUCAUUGACAAGUACUCGGACACCUUCGCCCUCGCCACUACCGCUGCGGACGUCAAGAAGGCCAUUCGCGCCGGCAAGAUCGCGAGCUUGCUCGGUAUUGAGGGCGCGCACCAGAUCUCCGCCUCCAUCGGUACCCUCCGCCAGUUCCAUGAGCUCGGCGUCCGCUACAUGACGCUCACGCACACCUGCAACAACCCUUUCGCGGACUCGUGCGGUAUGGCAUGGGGCGGAAUCGAGCCCAGGUGGCAUGGCUUGAACCCGGCCCUCGGUCCUCAGCUCGUCAAGGAGAUGAACAGGCUGGGCAUGUUCGUAGACCUCUCGCAUACGUCGGACGAGACAGCGAAGCAGGCGAUCGAGCUGUCGGAGGCGCCCGUCAUCUGGUCCCACUCUUCCGCUCGCGCCGUGCACAACCACCCGCGUAAUGUGCCUGACGACAUCUUGCAGCUCAUUGGUGAGGGUGAGGGCAAGAAGGAUGCUGUGAUUAUGGUCAACUUCGCGCCCGGAUUCGUGGGCCCGACGGAUGAGGAGGCUAACCUGGAAAGGGUUGCUGCUCACGUCGAGCAUAUUGCUGCGGUGGCAGGCAAGAAGCACGUCGGCCUCGGAAGUGACUUCGACGGCAUCUCCAGCACGCCCAGUGGUUUGGAGGAUGUGUCGAAGUACCCGGCUUUGAUCUCUCUCCUCUACAGCCGCGGCUGGUCAAAAUACGAUCUCGCGGGACUCGCGGGCGGCAACUUGUUGCGCGUCAUGGAGGGCAUGGAGCGCGUCGCCGCGGAUUUGCAACGCAAGGGCGUCGCGCCGGCGAUGGACGUGUAUGACCGGCGUACCGACCUGUGACCGUAAAAUGUCUGAACUGGUGCGAGGAAUCUGAUUGCGCAGUGGGAUAUACGCUGUUGUAUGGUUGUGUGGUGACUCGAGGUGACUCUUGCUUUGAUUCCCAGCUAUUCACGGCUGCUCUUCGCAUCUUUUGAGCGCAAGUUCAUCACCAACGUGCGCUGUACCGUACGCCACAAUGUUAUUGCUCUGCCACAGGGCUAUACCGUAUCUGCCCCAUCACGAUGAUGUUUCAC